AUGCUAUCAUCGAACCAACAAACAGUAUCGGCACCUGGUCCAAUUGGUGACACUCGAGGCGCCCCAAAGGCACUUGAGGUGUUUACCAUUGGCACCGGUGACCUUUCCGCACCUCUCCAAGCCGCACAGUUGUUACAGUGUUCAGGAGCUGAUCCAAUCCUUUGGACUGGCACUGAACUAACGCGUUCAACUUCGGCUGGGAGUUUUCGUCUAUAUAAAGACGCAAGUGGUAAUUUUGGUAUUUGGGUGCCGAACUCGCAGGCUUUCUACUCGAACGGUAUCCCGCCAAAUAUUCUUGCUCCGGAUACCUCAUCUGGACAGGCAUUUGGUGGGUCCCGUCGAGAUGGAACCGAGCCGGUUCGACGCAACCAGGGAUACCGUCGCGGAUCUGACUAUCGACGUGCCGACAGAGUCCUUAAUAACUCGGGUCAGCAACGUCGACAGAUCAGAGCUGCGCCGUAUGACCGGCCAGUCGAAUGUAAAAUUACCACCGAUCAUAAUCGGCAACAACACCAUUAUUCGGUCGUCGCACAGAAACGAUGCGAUAAGAACGACGACCCGGCGAGUCUGUCACGACCGACAGCCGGCAGCCGUUACACGACCGAUACAAGACGAGGGAGGGAGCAGAGCUCAACGACCGCUACCCCACAACAGUCAGUCUCUUCUGUUCCAUCGACGUCAAAACGUGUGCGUCCGACGAGCUCUUCAACAGCAGUCACGCCCGUUGACGACCAAACACCAGGCCGAACUCCUCAAAACGGAGAUAACCGAUAUGGAAAAUCUGGCAGACGACUUGAAACGUCUAGGCAAAAACGAACCGCCUCAACAGCUUGCCAAUAG
Molecule: messenger RNA, 840 nt
Organism: Didymodactylos carnosus
Lineage: Eukaryota; Metazoa; Rotifera; Eurotatoria; Philodinida; Philodinidae
Source: the annotation of a GenBank genome assembly